Molecule: messenger RNA, 529 nt
Organism: Spirodela intermedia
Lineage: Eukaryota; Viridiplantae; Streptophyta; Magnoliopsida; Alismatales; Araceae
Source: the annotation of a GenBank genome assembly
AUGCAGCCGCCCUUCCAGAUCCUCGCCAGCUCCCCGAGGUCCAGGUUCCACCCCCGCUCCUCGCUCUUCGCCCGCAGGAGGUUCAUCCCCUGCGCGUAGCUGCAGAUCUUCGAGGCGUACAGCGCCUGCCGCACGUCGUCAAUCAGCUGCUUCUUGUCCACUGCCCGCCGGCCGCCGGUGUUGAGCUCGAGGCCGGCGUGGGCGAGGACGGCGGCGGCGGACUCGCGCUCCUCCUUGAGGCCGCUGAGGAACCGGCAGUCGAGGGACGCGGCGAUGGUGGGAGCGGCGACGGAGAGCUCCGCUGCCUGCUGGACGGUCCACUUGCCGGUGCCCUUCAUCCCCGUCUUGUCCAGGAUCUUGUCCACCAGCUCGGCGUCGCUGUAGUCGUCCUGGACGAGGAAGAUGUCGGAGGUGAUCUCGAUCAGGAAGCUCUCCAGCUCGCCGCGAUUCCACUCCGCGAAGAUCUCGGCGAGCUCCCGGUUGGAGAGCCCCCCCACCGUCUUCAGCACGUCGUAGGCCUCGGAGAUGA